UUGUUGAUAUUGUAAACACAAAUGUUGACGUUGAUUGAUUUUUUAGUUUAUGUAAAAUAAAUAUUUACUACAAUUUUUAACUAUAAAUAAGAGGUACUGGCACAACUAGAAUCAACUUUCAGUUCGUCUUGUUGGAAACCGGUCAAAGGCAACUAACAGGAUGAGGACUGUACUAAGUCUUUGCGUUAUUAUUUCUACUGCUUUGGCAUGCCCAAUAAAGAAACCCUCGUGUUCAGGUGUGCCUAAAAUAUGUCCUAGUGAAUGGGACAUUAAAGAAUUUGAAUCUCAAUAUGCAACAUUAGCAUUCCAAAAAAAAUGGCACGUACAAAUGACAACACCAUUUAUGGUACCUGGAAGUGACCCAUUAAAAACUGGACUUUUCUGUAGUUGUUAUCCAAGCACCUUAAAUGAAUUGAUAUUCACGGAUACCACACCUUGUGAUGAUACUGAUUUCAACACUGAAUACGAAGUGAUUGAUCAAUCAUUCAAUAUCUACACCCAAACUAUAGAACAAACAAGAUUAUUGUUUAGUCCAGCAUAUGGGAAAUGUAGCAAAUAUGCACUCUUUAACGUUGGAACAGAAAAUUAUUAUAAAAACCCAAUAAUCGAAAAAUAUCCAUUCGUUGACGACACUUUAAUCAGACACAAAAUCGAGGGUUUUUGUCAGAGAGAAUAUACGGUCGCUGUGAUCGGUGCUGAUAAAUUUUGGGAAGAGUAUAUGGUUUUAGUCGUUAUCAACCGAUAUGAAAACUUAUUCUGCGACAAUGAUUAUUUAAUAUUUGUAUUGACAAGAGCACUUGUACCUGAAUGGAGUACCUACAAUAAAGCAUUCGAAGACAUUCAGAGGAGUAAACUCAACCCUUACCAUUUGAUAAGUGUUGAUCAUUCAUAUGAUUCAAUUGCAUCAUCACUAUCACCUACAGGAUCUUUAAUACCUACAGGAUCUAAAAUACCUACAGGAUCUUCAAUACCUUCAAUAUCUUCGGUACCUUCAUUAUCUUCAGGAACCUCAAUAUCUUCAUUGUCUGGUGAUAUUGAUAGCGCGAUACAACAAACUUCCACAACUACACAAUCAGUAACAAAAUCCGUUGAUAAUGGUAACAGUUACGGUUUUUCAACAAUUUCAACAACUACAGUGCAGACAUCGAGUGUUAUAAUUGACUUAAGUCCAGAUUUCACUAGUCCUUAUGAUAUUGGACCCUGUGGUUUAUACAACAGAUACAACAGUGGCCGAAUCUAUAAGGGCCUGGAUCUUAGAACUGUUAGAGAAGCCAUGAGUGGACAUUAUUACUUAUCCCAAUGUACACCAGUUUCGUUAGACGAUAAUCCCAAGGCAAAAAUUGGAAUGAUAAAUACUGCUUUCCCUGCAUCCGCAUUGCAAUUAUCGAUUGAUGAUUCAUGUAAGGAUGAUUGGGAUGUCAAUACUCCUUAUAUGUUCGUGGAUCGUGGUAUGAAUAUGAGGACCGGUUUAGUUCAAGAAACGAGAGGUUUUAUAAUGUCCGCUUAUCCUGCAGAUCAUGAAUUUGGUUCAACCGUUUUUGCACUGUUUCAUGAAGGAUAUUAUCCAAACCCAAUAAAAGAAUUGAGUCCACUUAACUUGGAUGGAAUGGUUUGCAAACGACCUUUUGAUAUAUAUCAAUACCAAGUCAUAUUAAGUAUUAUAGGAUACAGCCCGGGUGAAUACUUAAUUUUAUGCAUUGCAAACCAGUUCAAGAACACUUUCUAUAAUACAGAUACAACACCUAUAAUCCUAUGUUAUACAAGAGAUCAAAUCCCAAGUCAGAGCACAAUGAAUAAGAUAACCCAAGAAAUCUUGCGUUGUGGAUUUAACCCAAAUGUCUUAGUCAGAUUUGAUCAGACGAAUAAAAUUGAUAGCAAUUAUGUAUUUGAUAGAUCAUUAUAUGAAUCACCAGUGACUCCUUUUUCUUCGUCUAGAAGUUUGGAUUUAACUCUUGGAGGUUCUCCUUUAUUAGACCUUCCUAAAAUAUGUCCACCAAACUGGAUCGUUAAAACUUUUGACGACCAAUACUCUACCCUUGCAUUCCAAAGAACAUGGCGCGUACAAAUGACAACACCAACACUCAUACCAGGAAACAACCCAUUAAAAACAGGACUUUUCUGCAGUUGUUUCCCAAGCACCUUAAAUGAAUUAAUAUUCACGGAUACCACACCUUGUGAUUCUACCGAUUUCAACACCGAGUACGAAGUUAUUGAUCAAUCAUUCAAUGUCUACACCCAAACUAUAGAACAAACAAGAUUAUUGUUUAGUCCAGCAUAUGGGAAAUGUAGCAAAUAUGCACUCUUUAACGUUGGAACAGAAAAUUAUUAUAAAAACCCAAUAAUCGAAAAAUAUCCAUUCGUUGACGACACUUUAAUCAGACACAAAAUCGAGGGUUUUUGUCAGAGAGAAUAUACGGUCGCUGUGAUCGGUGCUGAUAAAUGUUGGGAAGAGUAUAUGGUUUUAGUCGUUAUCAACCGAUAUGAAAACUUAUUCUGCGGAAAUGAUUAUAUCAUUUGGGUAUUGACAAGAGCACUUGUACCUGAAUGGAGUACCUACAGUAAAGCAUUCGAAGACAUUGAGAGAAGUGGUCUAAGCGCUAACUAUUUGAUAAGCGUUGAUCAUUCGUAUGAUUCGAUUGCAUCAUCACUAUCACCUUCAGGAUCCUUAAUACCUACAGGAUCUUUAAUACCUACAGGAUCUAAAAUACCUACAGGAUCUAAAAUACCUACAGGAUCUUCAAUACCUUCAAUAUCUUCGGUACCUUCAUUAUCUUCAGGAACCUCAAUAUCUUCAUUAUCUGGUGAUAUUGAUAGCGCGAUUCAACACACUUCCACAACUACACAAUCAGUAACAAAAUCCGUUGAUAAUGGUAACAGUUACGGUUCUUCAACAACUUCAACAACUACAGUGCAGACAUCGAGUGUUAUAAUUGACUUAAGUCCAGAUUUCACUAGCCCGUUUAGUAUUGGACCAAGUAGUUUAUACAAGGGUAUCCAAAUCUAUAAAGGCCUGGACUUUACAACUGUUAGAGACGCUAUGAGUGGAUUAUAUUACAUGAUCCAAGGUUCACCAUGCUCAUUUGGCAAUAGCCCAGAUACGAGAGUCGGAAUGUUAAAUACUGCUUUCCCUGCAUCCGCAUUGCAAUUAUCGAUUGAUGAUUCAUGUAAGGAUGAUUGGGAUGUCAAUACUCCUUAUAUGUUCGUGGAUCGUGGUAUGAACAUGAGGACCGGUUUAGUUCAAGAAACGAGAGGUUUUAUAAUGUCUGCUUAUCCUGCAGAUCAUGAAUUUGGUUCAACCGUUUUUGCACUGUUUCAUGAAGGAUAUUAUCCAAACCCAAUAAAAGAAUUGAGUCCACUUAACUUGGAUGGAAUGGUUUGCAAACGACCAUUUGAUAUAUACCAAUACCAAGUCAUAUUAAGUAUUGUAGGAUACAGCCCGGGUGAAUACUUAAUUAUAUGCCUUGCAAACCAGUUCAAUAACCCCUUCUUCAACUGUGGUGACGAACCAUCAUACAAUCUUUAUUGUUAUACUAGAGAUAGAAUUCCAUCCCAGAAAAUAUUGGCCAAUAUAAAUCAAGAAAUAUUGCGCUCUGGAUAUAAUCCAAACAAGUUGGUCAAAAUAGAUCAGACUGCGGAAAUAGGUGUAAGUUACACAUUUGAUCGUUCAUUUUUUGAAUCGACCACUUCAUGUUGGAGUAGCAGUAGCAGCAGUAGUUAUAGCAUGAGUAGUUCAUCUUAUUCAUCUACAUCAUCAUCAAUUAGCAUAGGGUGUUAAAUAAUUUAAUAUAUAUUAUACAUUAUGUCAAUACACUCAAUUCAAUAAAUAAAUAUAAAUAGCA
Messenger RNA from Aphis gossypii (cotton aphid), 3839 nucleotides. RefSeq lists its product as uncharacterized. The coding region runs from base 161 to 3775 and encodes 1204 amino acids. The transcript is spliced from 26 exons. NCBI's taxonomy places the organism in Eukaryota, Metazoa, Arthropoda, Insecta, Hemiptera, Aphididae. The record is from RefSeq and is a predicted model, not a curated record.